AUGACAGAAAUGAAAGGCGAACACAACUCUCCUCAGGAUGUGUGGGACCGAUACCUUCCUAAAUGGAACCAAUGGCUAGAGUCACUCAAUCAUCUUAAAAAUGUAAACGUGAAAAGAUGCUACCGGCCACCAGAUUUUGGCGUCGUCAAAGGCAAGGAAAUACAUAUAUUCUCCGACGCCAGCAACCUUGCCAUUGGAGCUGUGGCUUAUUUGCGACAAGUAAACGAGCACAACCAACCCUACGUCUCUUUUUUGCUGGCCAAGGCGAAGGUAACGCCAACACAUGCUGUAUUCAUACCACGACUGGAACUUUGUGCAGCAGUACUAGCUACCACCCUUGUACGGACAAUUUGCUCCGAACUUGGCAGCCGAAUAAUAUUAGAUAGUACCACUUUUUACACAGACAGUAAAGUGGUACUAGGAUACAUAUCCAACGAGUCAAAACGAUUUCACACUUACGUCGCAAAUCGAGUGAACAAAAUACACGACACCUUGUUAAAACCACAUCAGGGGCACCACGUACCUACAGACGAGAAUCCUGCCAACAUAGCUUCACGUUCUGUGCCAGCUAGUCAUCUCAAUGCUACAAUUUGGUUCAAAGGACCAACGUUUCUUUGGCAGAAGAACUACUUGUCAGAAUCCAGAGAAAAACCUCACCCGAACCCGCAGUAUCUACUCUUUGAAAGUGAUCCAGAAUUACGUACAAGACAACGUAAAUUCUACAAACUUAUCAGCUACUCACAUAACGAAGUCUAA
Anneissia japonica is the source of this 756-nucleotide messenger RNA. RefSeq lists its product as uncharacterized. The record is from RefSeq and is a predicted model, not a curated record. Lineage: Eukaryota; Metazoa; Echinodermata; Crinoidea; Comatulida; Comatulidae. The transcript has a single exon. The coding region runs from base 1 to 756 and encodes 251 amino acids.